CCCAGGGGCUCUGAGAUGCUGUGGGAGCCUUCGGCAGGAGAGGCGCCCAGGCAGCAGGAGGCCCUGGCAGCCUUGUCCCUCCUCCCCGAGGGCUCCUCGCCGGGCUGGGCGCGAUCAACGCAUCCCGCGCCGCUCGUGGCCGUCCUGCGCGGGCAGGGGGUUUGCUACCUUCCUUUGGCGGCCGCAGCGGACUCCGCCGAGGGGCUGCAGGGAACCGGCCAGGCCGGGCGCUCCCGCAGGCGGCGGCAGGCCCGGGGUGUACGUGUUGCCAGGCUUGUGCCCCCCCGGAUCCCGCCCGUGCGCCGCGAUUGGCCCGGACGGGGCGACGCCUCCCGCCCGCCCUCCCUGCGCGCCUUCUGCAGCGCGGGGCUCGGCCGGCGCCGCAGCGAUGGCUGGCAGCGAGCCGCCGAGCCGGGAGCGCGUCCUCUGCCUCUUCGACGUGGAUGGGACCCUCACGCCGGCUCGCCAGUCAUCGACAAGUUUGAUUACGUCUUUGCGGAGAAUGGCACCGUGCAGUACAAGAAUGGGCAGCUGGUCGCCAAACAGGCUAUCCAGAAUCACCUGGGGGAGGAGCUUUUGCAGGAGCUGAUCAACUUCUGUCUCAACUACAUGGCUCUCCUGAAGCUGCCCAAGAAACGCGGAACCUUCAUAGAAUUCCGCAAUGGAAUGCUGAACAUCUCUCCCAUUGGCCGAAGCUGCACCCUGGAGGAGCGAAUAGAAUUCUCCGAGCUGGACAAGAAAGAGAGGAUCCGAGAGAAGUUUGUGGCAGCCCUGCAGAGGGAGUUUGCUGGCAAAGGCCUACGGUUCUCUCGAGGUGGUAUGAUAAGCUUUGAUGUCUUCCCUGAGGGCUGGGACAAGCGCUACUGCCUCGACAUCCUCAACGACGAGCAGUUCGACACCAUCCACUUCUUCGGGAACGAGACAACCCCAGGAGGGAAUGAUUAUGAAAUUUAUGAUGACCCCCGGACAGUAGGCCACAGCGUCCAGUCUCCCCAGGACACAGUCAGGAGGUGCCGUGAGAUCUUUUUUCCGGAGAGAGCUAAUGAAUCGUGACUCUGAUACCCCUUCUCCAGCACCCCGCCUUCCAAGAUCCCACAUCAUGAAAACCACCUUCAUUCGAGGACUCUGCGCAGGGCCCUUUGAAGAAAGCUUUCCAGAGCUGGUUGUGAGGGAAGGAUUUAAACUGAGGUGGUGGAGGGGAUAGGGAUGGGGGUUAUUAACUUUCCACUACCCCCAGUUACAGGUGGGCUGUGUGGGACCAGACUCCUCCCUGCCACUAAACAGACUCUCUUCCUUUUCCGGGUGAACGUUCAGUUCUUGGUGGGAGACUGGCCCCCUACAAAUGCCUCUGUUGAUCUGAGGCAUUUGUAGGGGGCCAGUCACUACAGUCUCACUCUCUAAACGUAUUUGCACAAGGGAUGCACUCUUCAUCAGUUAGCACCUUUAAAUAGGAAGUAGAGUCUGGGACCGCCAUAAGCCAGGUGUUCUCAGACCACUUCACACAGCGGACCAGUCCUUAAAGGUGACCUGCAAAGGGUUUUAAAAAAUGAUCAGGGCUGUAACCCCAUGCUCUGGGUGUCCCUAGCCUCUGAUUGCCAGAAGGUGGGAGUGGGCGAUGGGAUGGAUCACUCGAUUACCUGUUCUGUUCAUUCCCUCUGAAACAUCUGGCACUGGCCACUGUCAGAAGACCUGAUAAUGGGCUAGAUUAGGACCACUGGUCUGACCCAGUAUGGCUGUUCUUAUGAGCUUGUGCCCUUUCCAGCUUGGUCAGGUGUAUAAAGAAGGUCAUUAUUUCUUUAGGGUUCAUAUAUAUAAAAGGGUGCACUGGGUUUUUGUUUACACUAGAAAUAUCAGGAAUGCUGUGGCUGAUCUCUGAUUUUGCUGGAGGACUUCUGGGAGGUCUAUGGGAGUUUAUUCUGCCCUUAGCACCUCAAUUGAAGAGGUUGGGAAGUGGAAACUUUAACAAAGGCACUCUUUUAACCAAGAGUUAAUUAGGCAUUGGAAUUGGGUGGGUAUUAAGUUAAUAAAAAAAGAAACCUCUCACAGUUUCAGCAGUCUGAGUGUUAUGCCCUUUCCUCCCACAAUUGCUCAAGUCUUCCUGUCUGGAGAAGCUAUGAAGUGAUGACAUCACCAGACCCCCUUGGGACUGCCAGGCUAGACGAGAGCUGGAUUUCUAGUUUAAAAAACCAGCCCAGCCCUUUCAAGAGUUCUUUAUCCAGCUGGAAACAAAGCACGGAACAGCUCUAAUUUGCCCCCUCCCCUUUUGCCAGUCACCUUUAAGGAAGCAGGUGCCGAUCUGCCUCAGGCCAUGCUGCUAUUUCUUUUCUUUCCAUUCUCUCUCUCCUGCUCUUUUUGACUUUUGUUUUUCUUUCCCUCUUUAGCUUUUCACUUCGAUUGCUGCUCUGUCUUGCCCCUGUAAACCAGAGUGGCUCUUUGCUUCUUCUUAGUGGCUAGACCACACAUAGCAGUUUCAGAGUCUCCUCCUGCUACUUAGCUAACAGACCAGGCUCCCAAUGUCCAGGUCUCAGCUCAGGUGGCAGGGGUGGGCUCAUCCUUUUAGAGCCCAGGUUGUCUGGGGAUUGAACAUACAGAUUCAGCUAGGGGGUCACUUACUGUGUGGUUCCCCUACUCUGCUUCACCCAGCAGCAGGCUCCGGGCAGCCUGCUUUUCAGAGAGGCUGAGCACCUUGUGACACCAGUUUUGAAAUCAACGGGAUCUCUGAGUGCUCAGACACCCUGAAAACGGGGCCCUUGCUCCUUUGGGGAUGGGAUGUCUAUUGGUGGCCCUGUGGGGUUGAGCUCAGCAUUUGAUGAAGGGGGCUGGAAGAACUUGCCUGAGGUUGCCGCUCUGUGCAUGUUGACUGUUCCUGGGGAUAGGUGCAGUGGGAGCAGAGAUGGAAAGUGGGUGACUUUACAGGAACCAGCUACAGCUUUCCCCAUUCAGGAGCUUGUCUGUGCCAUCCAUGCAGGGUUACACACCUUCCCUACCCCACUGUGCUCUGCCCUGCACCCACUUGGGACUCACCUGGGGUCACCUUCCCAGGGGCCCACUACUGCAAGGUGGGCAACACUGGCUUCCCUACUCAGCUGGGAACCCAAAGGGCGCUUCCUCAGCAGUACUAAGCUUCACAUGGAGUUGUGGGUGCUUGGCCUUGCUGAAAACCAGGCCAACAGGGGCUUGCCCUGGCCUCCUGCUAAUGCACAGUUCAGCACCUGCUCUCUGAAUAACACUUCCUUGUGGUAGCAGAUACAGCUCCAUGAAUCACAGUUUCAGAACCACUGUAGUAGGUGAUGCCAUGCCAGCUCUAGGCUACCGUUAGGCCUCCUCUCUGUUAGAGCCCAAACCAUAUUAGGGGCCAGGUCAGCAUGUGGUGGGCUUCCCCCUAUGCCAGUCCGCAGCAGAGGGGAGUCCAUUACACCUCUCAGCCACAGCACCAGGCUCUUCAGCUCUGGCUGUAAAGGCUCAUGGACUUGCUCUGGAGGCCCCUCCUCCAAACCGCACUGUUGGCCAAUGCUGGGACUGUCACAGCCCUGCUUCUGGUGCUGUGUAAAGUGGAGAGGCUGGGCUGGCUUUAAGCAGUCAGCCUGGCUGGGGUAGAGCAGAGCCCACCCUGCUACCAUCCUUGGGAAAAGCAAAGAUUGAGCCAGGCCUCCCCCUGGCCUGGCAGCGACAGCAGCAGUGGGGAGGCAGCACCAUGGGGGAGGGGGAGAAGAAGGGGAUGGGCUUGGGCUUGUACCACCAUUUUGAAAAGUCACCUCUGACUUCGAGGGCCUAACCCCAAUCCCCCAGGCCCUGCUGUGCCGAGGGGCUGAGCGCAUGGUUUGCACCUGCUCAGUGCCUCAGAGAAGCAGGCCCCAGGUGACUUAGCUUGGCUGCCUCCCAUUAGCACUGGCACUGCUGGCCCUGCACUGAUGUGGGCAAGGGCCCAAAUGCAAGUGUGGAGGGAAGGGGCAGGACUGGGCUCCUUGGCAGUGGUUAGGGUGGGUGAGAGCCUGCGCCCUGCCUGAGCAGCUCCUUACAGGAGAGGAAGAGCCUCUGUUUGACCACACCCCAUGGGCAUGUUCCUAGGAAGUGCUUGCAUGCACCCCCUGUUCCUAGAGCCCUGUAGUCACUCUUCCUGCACCCUGGAAAUACUCACCAGGUGCUAGUUGUCAGACCCCCUCCCAGAGGCCUAGAGGGGGGUCUGCACACCCCAGGGCACAUAGCAGCUGAGAGGGCUACUCUGCCAGCACUAGGAGGAGCCAAGAAGGGGAAUCCACCCAUCUGAGUCCUGACCACCAUGCCUUGGUGUGGCUUGUAUCAGCACCCAAGCAUGAGGAGCACCCCAUCCCAGCUGCGUCGCCACUGCCCUAGCACGGAGUGCACUGGGGGUGAUGGUGUUAUGUGAGAGGGAAGAUGGGAAUAAUUGUUGGUCUAGAAUUUAGCAUCUCUGGUUUUUUUCCAUGUCUGUUUCCUAACCCUGUAUUUGUAACCCUGCUGGGUUGAUCUCACUGUGACAGGUGGAGAGGGCAUGAAGUGGGAACCCACCCCCCUCCCUUCUCACAACAACAGGAGACAGAGCAUUCAGUAGCCCAUGAAGGGCUACAAAACAGGUAGUAUGCCUCCUUUGUGUUAUACCUCUGACUAGCCACGAGGUGGCUGGACCUAUUAGCACUCCCCUCUGCCUCCCCCCCCUGCCCUGGGAUGCCGGAGGACUCUCCUUGUACUGUCCACAGCUGAUAUCUACCACGAUUAAGCAGAAAUGUGUGUCUCAGAGUUAUUGCUGUGUGUGUUUGAACAUGGAUGGAUGUGUCAGUGACCAAGGAGACAGGUGGCUCUGGUCACAUCUGCAACAGAGCCAGGCAGCUCCUGUACAAUUGAUCCCAAGUGUUUAAAAUAAAUUUAUUUAACAAACAUUAAAAUAUUAAAUGUG
Molecule: messenger RNA, 4912 nt
Organism: Trachemys scripta elegans
Lineage: Eukaryota; Metazoa; Chordata; Testudines; Emydidae
Gene: PMM1
Product: phosphomannomutase 1
Exons: 7
Coding region: 16-1053 (345 amino acids)
Biological process (GO): mannose metabolic process; GDP-mannose biosynthetic process; protein N-linked glycosylation
Cellular component (GO): cytosol
Molecular function (GO): phosphomannomutase activity
Source: RefSeq, a predicted model, not a curated record